Beta vulgaris subsp. vulgaris (sugar beet) is the source of this 2515-nucleotide messenger RNA. Its product is annotated as cation/calcium exchanger 4. Gene Ontology annotation, cellular component: membrane. The transcript has a single exon. The record is from RefSeq and is a predicted model, not a curated record. Bases 356 to 2239 code for a protein of 627 amino acids. Gene Ontology annotation, molecular function: monoatomic cation transmembrane transporter activity. Gene Ontology annotation, biological process: transmembrane transport; monoatomic cation transport. Lineage: Eukaryota; Viridiplantae; Streptophyta; Magnoliopsida; Caryophyllales; Amaranthaceae.
CUACUAUAUAAAUUCCCCCGACUCUUUCACCAAAUCUAUUGCUAUUCCCAAUAUAUCAUUCUCAACUGUCAUCUGCUCUUCUUCCUUCUUUCACCAUUUUAGGAGAGAAAAUUUAAAGGAAGUUGAGUAUCAUUCAAGAAAAGAAACUACCCAGAAACUCACUUUUGUACCCUCCUCUGUUUCCGCCAUUAUUAACUUCAAACUUUUCAAUUUUCUCAAAUUUCUAUGAUACCCUUUUUAUGUGUAUGAGGGAUUUUUGAGAGGUUUAGAGAAUUUUUGUGACAAAUUUGGUAACUGGGUUUCAAAUUUUUUGAGUUUAUAAUUCAGAAAGUUAGAUUCUUUUUCCAUUUUUGGGAUGAGAAACACUCGUUUUCGAGUUAUUUUCAAUGUUUUAUCUACCAUUGUGUUUCUCAUUUUCAUCUAUAAUUCAAGUUUUGGUGAUAAAUGGAAGAAUUUGGGGAGUGGGUUUCAUGGUGGAAGUUUUCAAAUUGGGGGGAAACAUGGCAGAAUAAUGGAAGAAACACAUGAAAGUUUACUAAUUGGUAAUAAGAACAUAAGUUUAGCUGACCAUCAAAUUUGUGCUCAAUUUUUUGGGCAUAAGGGAUAUUCAAGCAGCUGUGAUUAUGUUCUUGCACACCCAGAAUGUACUUCAGGUGGGUUUUUCAAUUACAUAAAAUUUUUCUACUGUGAUUGCAAGAAUUAUCCUUUUUUUGGGUACUUAAUUCUUGGUUCUUGGCUUGCAAUACUGUUCUAUUUGUUGGGAAAUACAGCUGCAGAUUACUUUUGUUGUUCAUUAGAGAAAUUAUCUGAUCUUCUGAAAAUGUCUCCUACUGUUGCUGGUGUGACUUUGCUUCCAUUUGGUAAUGGAGCUCCUGAUGUUUUUGCUAGUAUUGCUGCUUUCAUGGGAAAAGGUUCAGAUGAUGUGGGUAUUAAUGGUGUUUUGGGUGGUGCUGUUUUUAUUACUUGUGUUGUUGUGGGAGUUGUUUCUCUUCUUAUAGCUGAUAAAAAUAUUCAAAUUGAUAGGAAAUGUUUCAUUAGAGACCUAAGUUUCUUUCUGUUCACUAUAGUUUGCCUUACAUUGAUGUUGAUUAUUGGUAAGGUGAGCAUAUGGGGUGCCAUGGCUUUUGUGUCAAUAUAUGUGGUUUAUGCUUCAUUUGUUGCUGUAACUGAGAUUAUGAGGAAGAAGAGUAGGCGUUCAAAACCGGAGGGUUUGACACCAUUGCUUCCGGUGGCUGGAAGUUUCUUUACAUCGUGUGGUGGUGAAGGGGAGAACCAGUCUAUGAACGCUCCAUUACUUAGUCCUGAUAACCCACCUGAGAUUUCCCCUAAACUGCCUCAUUGGAUAUGGAAUACUAAUGUUGCAAUCUAUUCUGAUUUUGUAAAGCCUUCAGCAGAGAAUAGUCCAGGGCCUUUGUGGGGUUGGAACGAUGAUGAAGUCGCAAAUGAGGAAUCAACAUGUUCAUUUUCUAAACUAUGUUCAUUGUUGGAGAUACCAUUAAUUGUUCCUAGGCGUUUAACAAUCCCUAUAGUUGAGGAGGAAAGGUGGUCUAAGAUAUAUGCGAUUGCCAGUGCAUUUUUAGCCCCUGUUCUUCUGGCAUUGAUGUGGAAUACACAGGAAAACAUUGGGCCUUUGAGUGGGAAAAUUGCGUAUAUCAUCUGUGUGAUUGCAGGUUCAGUAUUCAGUCUACUUGCAUUCUUAUACACAAGUCCGGAUCACCCACCUCGUAGCUUCUUAUUACCAUGGGUUUUUGGUGGGUUCGUCAUGAGCAUCAUCUGGUUCUACAUCGUAGCAAAUGAGCUUGUGGCUUUGCUUGUUUCCUUGGGUGCCAUUUUUGGUGUCAACCCAUCAAUGCUUGCCUUAACCAUACUAGCAUGGGGUAAUUCAAUGGGUGAUUUAAUGUCAAACACGGCUCUUGCAAUGAACGACAAAAAGGGUGUGCAAAUCGCCAUGUCCGGUAGCUAUGCAGGCCCUAUGUUUAAUACCUUAAUUGGUUUGGGAGUUUCUUUAGUGCUUGGAGCAUGGUCCAACGGUUCAGAACCUUAUGUAAUUGCACCAGAUAGUGGUUUGUGCAUUACUGUUGGUUUUCUAACAGCAAGUCUUAUAUGGGCUCUUAUUGUUUUACCCUCGAGCGAUAUGCGGCCUAAUAAGAUUUUAGGUGUUGGCCUCUUAACCAUAUAUGCCAUCUUUCUGUCUCUUCAGAUCAGCAUGGCCGUCGUUUUUGGCUCGCAGCCAGUGUAGCUACCACGCAGCUGUAGCAUGUAGAUACUCCUUAAUAGAUAUAUAGUCUUCUGGCUAUAAUGUAAACUACAGCUUGUACAGUUCUUAAAUAUAUAGGUAUUUUUUGGACUUGGCUCUUCAAUCUCAUUGUAGCAAGUCAUCUUAUUAGAAGAAAUCAAUUGUCUUCUGCAAAUGCUUCAUACCAUAUUCAGAACUAUUAGAAGUAAAGAUGUUCUUCUCUUCCUAAUUUUUAUGUUGUACUUGAUUAAUAGUUUAUGUCAUAAGAUUUUUUUGUGA